Messenger RNA from Blepharisma stoltei, 1188 nucleotides. The record is from the annotation of a GenBank genome assembly. NCBI's taxonomy places the organism in Eukaryota, Ciliophora, Heterotrichea, Heterotrichida, Blepharismidae.
AUGACCUUAAGACUACCAUACGGCCUCACUGUGAACUUCGAAGAAAUGUGGACUACUGAAUCUCAGCUCAAGCAUUUAUGGCACAAGGCAAUCCGCAAAAACAUGGGCAUGCGAAAAUGCUUCGUUUUUCGGCUCAAUGGAAAAUACGCCUAUGCCAACGCAAAAGUAAAGCUCACCCCAGAUAUUAACACCCAAUGCUUAUCUUUAUGCAAAAAAUGGGAAAACAGCUCAGAUCGCCAGACGAAAUGAACAAAUAAAGCCCAUUCAGUCGCAAAUCAUUUUAUAAAGCUGAGGGAAAGGACAUGGAAUGAGCAGUCUAUCAAGUCUAAUGAAGAGAAAAAGCGACUUAGGACGUAUAUCCCAGAAAUAAUUCUUGACAACCCAAACACUUUAGGCACACUAUUGAAAUCGACCAUGUGCAAGCCUGGAGAAAACUAUAGUUUUUUUAAGCCCACCCCAGCUAGAGCUCCACUUAUAUACUAUAUUGCCGAUAAAUUCGGCUUAUGCCUCUACAACACUUUUUUCCCAUAUCGAGACUACUACCACAACGCCAAAAAAGAAUACGAAACUCUCCCAAAAGAAUUUAAAGCACUUUAUAUCAAAGCUAACGAGCUCGAUGCUUUAAGGCACCAAGCAGAAACCAUGAAAUGUGCUAGCGCCAGCUUCUUGAAUUUUCUAAACCACUCUAUAUCCUGACGAGAAAUCUACAGAAGGCCUUUUUCCACCAUUUUCGGCGAAAAUUUGCGGUCCAUGAGCAAAAUCAACGUUUUUAUGCCAAUCAGGGUGGAAAACUGGAUCAGCGCCAUCAUAAAAAAAAUUGAUAAUUUAUGCAAAGAUGGAGCCUGGAGAAACAAAAAAAAUAAAGUGCUGAAAGAUGUUGUCAAUGAGCUAGUCAAAAAGUACCCAAAAGAUGAAGACGCACCGCUAACACAUUAUACGCUUUGUGGAGAAAAUUUGAAUAAUUACACACCGACACUUUUUGUGAUCGAGCAGUCUAUCUGGCAUCAAGAGUCGUGGCUGGAGUCGUCAGAGCUUGUAGGAGACGUCGUGGACAUGCAGGAUUUCCCACUUACAAGGCCUUACAGCAAUGUAAACUUAGGCUACGGGAUUGAGGCAAAACUGUAUAAAAUAGAAGAUGUGCUGUUUGAUAGCGGAUAUAUGAAGAAAAUUAGGGAAGUAGACGACUAA